Molecule: messenger RNA, 4673 nt
Organism: Neoarius graeffei (lesser salmon catfish)
Lineage: Eukaryota; Metazoa; Chordata; Actinopteri; Siluriformes; Ariidae
Product: histone-lysine N-methyltransferase PRDM9-like
Exons: 8
Coding region: 1052-2770 (572 amino acids)
Cellular component (GO): nucleus
Molecular function (GO): protein binding; histone methyltransferase activity
Source: RefSeq, a predicted model, not a curated record
ACCAGAAAAGAAAAAGCCGCUGCUCGCCUGAAGAGCUUUAGUCCACCGAUCUAAGAAAAAGCACUUUGUUAUAUCUAUUUCUGAGGAUUUAAACCCCUGAGUUUGGGAAAUCAGGAAGUGACGACGGAGUGCGAGCAAGCUAUGUAGCCAGUAGCUGGUCGGCAGGGGAGAAACGAAGACGUGUUGCAGUCCGUAUGUGUAUGUGUGUCUAAGCGCUCAGGCUGCACACUGGAGAGAGGGAGUUUGUUUUAUUCUGAGACAUUUGUGAGUUAUAUAAAAGUGUUUCUAAAUGCAAUUUUUGCUCAUGAAUGUCCUCUAGACUUACCAGUAAGUUAUUGCAUUUUACUGGAAAACAUCUUUAUGAGAUGUGUGGCUUAACAAAUGAAUUUAUUUGGGUUUUGUAUUUUUAUUUUCUUUAUUUAAAGAUCGCCACUACUGUUGUCCAGAGUCCACAUCAGUUUAUUUUAUUGCAUAGUUUGAGGCUGGAAGUUAAGGAAAGAACUAGAGUUAAAUACUGUCUUGUUUUGUUCACACCAAAUUGUGCUAAACCCUCAAUUAUAAAGUUAACACUGCUUUAUUUUUUUUUAAUGCAGUGGGGGGAUAAAAUACCCACAAAAAUAAUUUUUGCUGUGUCCAGCUUUAUCCUUCCUGACCUGGCCACAUACAUUUGCAUAAAAUAAGCAUAUUUGUCCACUCCCACACCUCAAAAACUUGAAAAAUAUCCCUUUAAGAUUCAUUUAGAACAGAUGAAAAUGUGAUUAAUUUGUGAUUGUGAGUUAACUAUGGACAACAAUUUGAUUAAUUGCGGUUAAAUAUUUUAAUUGAUUGAAAGCCCUUAUAUAUGCACACAGUGUGUGUGUGUAAUUAGUUCAGUAUGUUAGUUUGUCUGUAAUCUGUUUUUGUAUCUGUUCUGGGGAAAAAUUCUAGCAGUAAAACCAACUACUUAAAUAUUAUGUUUGUUUUCACUUAUUUUUUUUUGUAGAAAUGUGCAGAUUAUUAUUAUUAUUAUUAUUAUUAUUAUUAUUAAUAAUCUUAUUUUAGAGCCGUUAUAAUGAGUUCAGCAGUAAAGAGACUAUGCUCCUCCAGGAACUCUCAAGCUCCUGAUCCCUCACAGCUGUAUGAGGAUGUGAAUAUAGAGACUUUAGAUGUAGAAACAGUUGAAGCAUCAGAAGUCUGUGUGAAGAAAGAAGAGAUGCUGGACCUGAACAUCUACAACCACGGAAAUGAAGUCUGUGUGAAGAAAGAGACACUGGAGCUGGACAUCUCCAACCACGAAAAUGAAGUCUGUGUAAAGAAAGAAGAGACACUGGAGUUGGACAUCUCCAACGACGGAAAUGACCUCGACAACUCACCUGAGGUUCUCGCCAUUAAAGUGGAAGAUCCUGACAAGAAAGACUACCUCUACUGUGAAGUUUGCAAAUCCUUCUUCUUCAGCAAGUGUGAAGUUCAUGGACCACUCAUCACCAUCCCUGAUACUCCUGUUCCCAUGGGAGUCCCUGACCAAGCCAGACAAACUCUUCCUCCUGGGUUAGAGAUUCAGAAGUCCAGUAUUCCUGGUGCAGACCUGGGAGUGUUUAAUAAGGCGGAGACCGUUCCAGUAGGUGUACACUUCGGGCCCUGCCAGGGAGAACUGGUAGACCGAGAGGAAGCCAUGAACAGUGGAUGCUCCUCGGUGAUAUGCAGGAGUAGGCAGUGUGACGAAAAUAUGGACGCCAAAAGAGAAAUGCAUGCGAAUUGGAUGAGAUAUGUGAAUUGUGCCCGUAAUGAUGAAGAAAAGAAUCUUGUGGCAUUUCAGUAUCGAGGGAAAAUUUUGUAUCGUUGCUGUAGACCCAUUAACCCAGGACAGGAGCUCUUGGUGUGGUAUGGAGAAGAGUAUGCCAAAGAACUCAGUCCUGCACCUACAGGAACAACCAGACAGCAAGAAGUAAACAAUGCUCUGCAACGAGGCUUUUCCUGCACUACAUGUCCUCUUUCCUAUGCAUCUGAAAUAUACCUCCACAAACACAUCCAGAGAUGUCACUACAAAGAGUUUGUGAGACUGCAGGAAUCAGGAGAAAUUAAAGAUGACCUUCAAAUCCCCUCCGAAGACUACCGUAGACAGACAUCAUCCUCUGAUACUCUCAGUACUGACACUUCUCACGAUGAUGUACAUAAGGAAAUUCACCACUGCUCAGAUUGUGGAAAGAGUUUUGGUCAUCAGAAUGGUCUCAAAAAACACCUAUGUACUAACAUGGGAGGAAAGCCACAUCACUGCUUACAAUGUGGAAAGAGUUUCUAUCAACAGAGUGAUCUCAAACAACACCAGCGCGUUCACACAGGAGAAAAGCCGUAUCACUGUUCUCAAUGUGAGAAAAGUUUUACUGACCAAAGGAAUCUCAGAAAACACCAGCGCAUUCACACAGGAGAGAAGCCACAUCACUGCUCACAGUGUGGAAGGAGUUUUUCUCGUCAAAGUCAUCUCCAACGCCACCAGCGCGUUCACACAGGAGAGAAGCCGUAUCCUUGCUCACAGUGUGGAAAGAAUUUUACUCAUCAGAGUAAUCUCCAACGACACCAGCGCAUUCACACAGGAGAGAAGCCGUAUCAUUGUUCACUAUGUGGAAAGAGUUUUACUCAUCAAUGUAAUCUCCAGCGACACCGGCGCAUUCACACAGGAGAGAAGACGCAUCACUGCUCGCAGUGUGCAAAGACAUUUACUUGUUCACUUACAUUUAAGACCCACAAGUGCUCUAACUCAGAGGCAUUGCAUGAUUUAAUGUUGUCAAAUUAAACAUGCUUAUUAUUGUUUUUGCUGAAAACGAUCUGUACUUUAUUUUUCAUUUUAUUUAUAUUGACUGUUUUAAAAUAUGUAAUUUUAUAGUGAUGUUUAAAGUAAGACUUAAGAUCAGAAGAAAACAUUAAGUAGUCAUGACAUUAUUUACCACCACACAAGUAAUGAAUUAACUACUACACUAUUAUCAGUGUGUCUGUGAAGGUUCUCAUUCAUCCAGGUCAUCGUAAACCUUACCUUAGGGUUGCUUUUGGUCCACUAGAGGAUAAAUACCUGGUCCUCCCCACUAGUCAGACAGAACUGAAGAAGCCUUUCGGAUGAGAGGUGAAACGUUUUCAAGAAUUUCAAGCAAGUCCAGUUGCCUUCUUUAGCACUUACGGUUUAUUAUCAGUGUAGUACUGCAGCAUUAGCCAAUGAGAUUCCAGAUAAAUUCAAGACAUGUGAAUAGAGCAGAAACAGUACCAACAAUUCAGUUCAUGAAAAAUCUUUUUGUGCAUGGUUCAAUUUCUCUAUCCAUAAGUUAACUGUAACCAAGUCUAAAAUAUUGGUAGGAAGGCUGGUGGAGGAGUUUGUUGAUGCACACUGCAGGACAUCUAACUAAAAGUUCAUGAUAGAAACCUGAAGGUUAUAAUUGCAUUCACUUUUUUGGAGGGGGACCCAUCCAGUGAAGAAAGCAGCUGUGGUGAACAUUUCAGUCCAACAGGGAACUGCUCCUAGUUGUGGCACAAGGUUGGUUUUCAUCCCCAUUGAAACCAGUUCUGUACUUGUUAACCGUUAGAUUUGCUUUGGUGUUGGUGAACAACAGACUUUACCUUGAGCCUGAACUUAAGAAGUUGAGGUGAUUUUGCAUGUCUAGUAGGGCCUGCUGAUUUCCAGAGGCACUGUAGGAUCCUGAACCUCAAAAAUGCCUGUGGCGAUGGCUAUAGAGAGUGUAAAAUUGAUAUGCGUACCCUAGCAUGUGGAAAAUAAGGAUUUGCAAGAACAAAUUGGUCCUCUCAGAUCCAGAAUAGGAUGGAAAUUGCCUUCUUUUUUCUGAACAAGAAUGCCUGGUCAAUCUUCACCUGGUCUGACCUUUUCCUGUUGGUCAUUGAUUACGGGUUAGGAAAAACAGACACCACACACACACACACACACACACACACUUGUCAGGUUUUGCUCAAUCUGAAGUUUAAUGAUAAAGCAUUAAUAUUUAUAGAACGCUUCUCAGGCAGAGUGUUUACAAAUGUAUAUCAAAAUAGGAGAUUAGGCUAGUACACACCGGUUCUAUGGUAUGCAAUGUACGUCAGAGAAAGAGAGCACAAAUUAAAACAACACUAGGAAGUUAUGGCUCAUUAGCAAUGGAUGAUAAGGAAACAUUAUGUUACACAUAAUAUAGAGCCCUAGAAAAAGAUGACAUUAUUCUAAUGCCUGGUGAAACUACCAGUGAUAAAAUGCAGGGGUCCACAGGGGGCAUGCAGUUCAGGCCAAUCCUGUUGAUGCCUACGGACCAAGGCUUGUACCUCAGGGCCUUGGCACAUAGCUAACAUCCUGUCACAUAACUGUCUAUCGACAUAAUGUUUUCUAUUAUUCCAUGAUCAUUAUACAUGAUUUAAUCAUUAGGAUCAAUUCUGCUUAGUGUGAUUUCAGUAAGGGUUUAGUUAAUUCAAUGCAUACUUGUCUGUACUUUCUUCACUCAUAAUGUACAUGUAACUGUUCCUUGGGUCAUGAUGAUUUUGUCUUUGCUCACAUUUUCAUUUAUCUUAGCUCUGAGUUUUACCUAUCUGGUCUAAAAUGUGUCAUUUGCACCUACACAUUAGAAGAAUAUCAAUAUAUUAGCUGGCUGUGCCAAGCUUUUGUUUAGACCAAGACUAAAGGUUGUUGCCCAGGUUGUCUUUGUAUGUAAAUUAAACUCUCUUUUAUUAUA